Messenger RNA from Athalia rosae (coleseed sawfly), 7362 nucleotides. RefSeq lists its product as uncharacterized. The record is from RefSeq and is a predicted model, not a curated record. NCBI's taxonomy places the organism in Eukaryota, Metazoa, Arthropoda, Insecta, Hymenoptera, Athaliidae. Bases 5097 to 6911 code for a protein of 604 amino acids. The transcript has 2 exons.
AUGAUCGUUUUUAUCAUCCAAUAUUACAGAAAAACGCUAGGGCUGCACUCAUUUUACUUUUUUCUUGUAAUCCCACGAAGAAACUGACACUUGACAUUCAAUCGAACGAUUCUAAAUCAAUAUUUUGACACGUUUCGUGAUCCCGGCGCUUUCAACACUGCGGUAAAAUGACGUGUGAUGCAUCCGAUUGAUUUGUAAGCCGUACCCUGCGGUUUAUUCUAACUAUAAGGUGCUCUUUCGCCGAGCGCCUGAUGGCACGCGACCAAACAUUUACGUCGGAAGUGCAGGUGAUUCAGGCGUGUUUGAUGAUCCUUUUUUCUCUCACGGCUUAUGUUUAAAUGGUGGCAGGUUCUUCCGUAUCGAUCAAACAUCAAGGAUCGAUUCUUCUUCGGUAUUUUCGGUCGUUGAAUGUGUUUGAAAUUUUUUUACAGACUGGCUUAUCUCCAGCACUAUUUUCGGAAGGGAGUUUGGAGUAUUUUAUCGCAUUCCUUUGAGCCCUUAAAAAGUUCAUCGCGAUGAUUCAAGCUUUGAGAACAUUUCUAGAAUUUUAAAUCCUCGAGGAAUGCAUUUUUUUCUUUCUUCUCUUUAUCUGCUUCCCAUUCGAAUUUUUAUAAUCCUCUAAUAAUACUCUGAUGGACGUUACUCUGACUAGAACGCACAAGAGUCGUUGAUAGCUACUGUGUUUUAAAUUUUUAGUGUGGUUUGAAAAUUCACGUCACUUUUUCACGAGCUGGAAUAGAAUCUCGUUAGUUCUGCAGACGAAUUGCGGUACGGUUAUCAAAUAAUUUCCGUGUUUGAAAAAAAAAAAGGAUAGGAAAGGAAAUAAUAAAAAUCCUACACCUUUCGAGUUUUAUGUCAGCUCGUAAAAAAUGAUCAUCUAGUUUUGAACAAUCUUAACAUCAACGACAUAAAACAGGUUGAAAAUUCGUCGAAUAACUUUCUUUCUGUAUGCGUAGUCCGUUCAGAGUGUCGCUCGUAAAUUUCAGUUGAAAAAAAAAAAAAGAAUAUAGGUACGUUCAUUAGUUUCAUUGAACAAAACUACUUCAUGUGAUUGGCAGUAAUCUUCCUGACGUUCGUGAUAAAAAUUUUUAAAUUCAUCACAAUCACUGCGAAUCAAGGGAGGUCGUACGUUUUCAAGGUUAUUCUGAAACGAUAAAGGAAGAGAAUGAAAAAAUGAAAUAUUCGGUCAACGAUGAAUCACAUGGUCGGUGAAAAAAAAAAUUGUGCAUCGUUCAAAUUUGGCGAACUUUUGAUCGCAAUACAGAAAGAAAAAAAAAAAAAAACGUCGAUUAUGAUAACGUAGGAUAAAAAUAAAGUUCACAAUUAUUAUUUAAAUAAUAGACUGCAGGCGUAUUUCAUGUACCUUGAACCGUCGAUGACGUAUGAAGGUUGAUUUCACCCACGCAAAUUUCGCGGACAUCAUUCAAAUACGACCUUAUAUGAACUACGAACAAUUACGACUCGAUGAAAUUUGACUCCUCGUGACGUUUGUAAUUAUUUUUUAUCUUCCGUUAAAUCAUUCUCGUCGCCAGAUGUGGGCAGAUCGUAUUCAAAAUUGGACCAAUUUCAUGAACUGUGAUGAAGAGUAAGUUCGAAAAUUUCUCCUUUCGAAUAUAAGCGCGUGUGUUUACCGAUAAAUAACAUAAACGAAUAAUUGAUAUUCUCAAAUUGAUAUCUUACGAAUCACGACCUCGUUUGACGAUCGCUGUGUGCAGCAACGACGCGUACGUCUAUACCGGUCUCUCAAAAUCCGUGUCAUGGUCAAGAAUGAUGAACAGAAAAAUUCUGAGGAACCGACACGCCGGCCUGACGUCCUGGAGGAUAUUCUCUAAUAAGGGCCACUGAAAGGCUCGUGCCGUCUGGGAGUAAGUGAUGACGUUGUCUCCAAUUCUGCCGUCUGUCUGGCUGCAGUAAAACUACGGCCUUGAUAAAAACCACAUUGUUUCCUUUAUCUUCCUUUUUUAAACACGUACAUGAACAAAGAGAGACCGAAGCAGAUUUCUCUGGGAGAAAAGGGAACAAAACAGAUGUCACGAGCGAAUCCUUCGGGAUAUUUUUAAACGUUGCGAAUUCUAUCGUCCAUCGCUAACCGAGGAUACAUAUCAGAAUUAUGUAGAACGUUAUGUAUCAUAUACACGCUUUACAUGAGUUCGCUAGGUACAGUUUUAAAAAUGACAUCAUCGGCUGCAAAUGCACUUGCACCGCGAAUGUUGUCGAGUACUUUUUCAUGGCGUGUAAUCCAUUUUAUGGUGUAACCAACUGUUUGCACUUAUUACUACACUGUGUCACAUGUCUUGUAGCUUUUGGAGCGAGUUUUUCUUUUUCUUUUUUCAUCUGUUCACGUAAAUCAUGAUCGUCAUGGAGAUAUGUAAAUCGUAAUCCAUUUAAAAUAAUUAGCGAAGAUGAACAAAACACACUUUUUUCUGGCGAAGUCAACAUGUUAUACCGGUUACAUAAGUAUGUGAUUUUUCAACUCGUUUUGGAAUUCUCUCAUUGAUGAAAAAAAUGUGAAAAAAAAAUCGCCGUAGACGUUAACGAACAAUGUAGAUAGAGAAGACUAGGUUUCCUUUUUUUUUUUUAUUCCCGUCUCCAUUUUAGGAGAAUUCAUUAUCUUGGAAUGGGAGAUGGAUAUGCGUGUAUAUCCUUGACUCUGAAAUGAGAAUGGUUGGAUAUUUCGAUGGAAUCUGUAUCCGAAAUGACAAGAGAAGAUUUUUUUCUCAUUCGUUGAAACGUUGGAAGAAGUUUUCGACAGGUGAAAAACAAAAAUAGUGAAGUGUGCGUCGUGGCCGAUGUGAAAAGAAAAAUAAAUAAAAUAAGCAGAUCGUGCGAAUGACCAUAAAUGGUUUUAAUGACUGAUGACUUCACGCGGUGAAAAUAGCCUGGAGGUUCAAUUCGAUUCGUUCAGUGGUUCUCAUUCGAUAUUAUUAAGUAAUUUAAUUUUUUUUAGGAUUCAACGUAUCGUGAGAAUGGAAAAAAGCUCAGUUGCGAGAUAUUUGAAAACGACGAUCAUCUGCGGUGGAUAUCUCUUUUUCAAAUAAUGAUAAUGAUUCAUAUCGAGACGUCGAUCUGUAUAAUUUAUAUCAUUUAUUGCGUUCACAUUUGUACGUAAAUGCUACAUACUUUCGAACUGAUAUUUUAUUCAAUUCGCGUAUACGUAUAAACGCGUGUAACGAGAAUUAACAUUUGUAGAAUUAAAGCCGGUGGUCCCUGGAUAUCGAGAGUAUCUGCAAAUAAGGAAAUGAAUCCAUUUGGUCUCAGUUUCAUAAUGUAUACACAGGUAUACACGUAUGCAGCUAACGUACUAUAUCCACCUACUUCAUAAUUCAAAGGAAUUGAAAAAAGUAAAAUAAAAUAAAAUAAAACAUUCGAAGGACCUCCGAUUAAAUGAAUCAAGGAAAACGCGGUGAAAGUGUGUACGCAGUUAUUCAGAUUGACAUAACUAUGCAUUUACAAUUUUCAAACCGAAAAUGGAUAACUAGACUACAUGAAACUCGAUUACGUUAUCCUAAUUAAUUACUCAAUCAGAUCAAUGAAUCUUAAUCGAUCGAUCACGUGUAUAAAAAGAUCACUAGAUCACAAGAAGAAAAAAAAAAACUUAAACGAAGAAAAACUUCAGUUUCAAAAGAUUCAAUUAAUCGCUAUGUGUUGUCAAAUUUGUUUUUGACUCUCAAUAAUACGAGGUGGUUUAUUUUUGAGUCUUCAGUUUCACCGGUGGGGUCAUAGAAGUUGAGAGAAAAGCCUCGCCCCGUUUGAAGCCAGCCUGACGUUGUUGUAUGUAAGCUGCAGACGGAGCAACAAUUUCUCAGACCGGCGACCGGUUCGCCUACUUGAAAUCGUCGAAUGUUAACCAAAUACGGGAAGUCGCGUAUGAGGUCGGCCACGGCUGUGUCUACCUAUAAUGUUUAAAGAAAGAUCGCGAAUAUUUUUACGCCGUACGUUCGGUAUACCGAGGAUAUUUGAGCUUUACAAAAAUACAAGCGUGACCAAUUUCCUGUCAAACAAAACAGAAUAAAGAAAAGUCAAAAAAGAACAGCGAGAGAGGGAAAAGAUCGAGUCACCCCGCCCACGUCUAACGUAUCGAUACCGCAUCAGAAUCAGAAUACAGAAGGGGAUAAAUUAAUUUUCUCGAAUGUUCGAUUGAUUUCCUGAAAGAAAACCAUUUUCUCAUUUGCGUUUUCCAUGACAGUGCAUCAGUCAUGAACAUAGCAACGCAGAUUUUGCUUCUUCCGAAACUGAGACAACAGAUGAGGGAGGAUCAGACCUUGCUGUUUUGUGAAACCGUUUUUUAUAAGAAGAAAAAAAAAAGUUCAGUCGAUGGAAAAAAAAUUGACAAAGUUAAACUCGUCAGCUUCGUGCCAUGUAAGGAUCUGCACUGAUCACCGAGCAUUAUAAUUAUGUCACGCUGCGGUUUCAUUGCGACACCGGUAUUACCUGCGUGCAAAUUCUCGAAAUUUCAUCACGGCUUAUCGGAAAAGCUCGCGAUUGGCUGUCACGGCGUUUCAAACAUCGCUAUGGAAGCCACGCCGUCAUGGUGAAAAUAAAAAUGGAAACUUAACGUGAGCCUCGUCAUUUUAAGAUCGUACUUUAUUGGAGAAUGAUCGUCGAUUCACUGAGUCGAUUAUGGCUCGAUGAAAAGCAAAAUUUCGACUCAACUGUUGAGAUGUUUGAGCAGCUUUUCAUGACUCCGGAGCUUUGGUCAAAGUAUCUUAUGAUGUUGUAGAAAUAUGAGUUUUAUGAUGAAACUUCUGUGACGUUAAGUCACCACAAAGCAUUUCCGGAUCAAGAAGACAUUUCUUCAUUAUCAUAUGACUGGGAAAAAGAUGGUGACGAUUGGUUAGUUAGUUAGUUAGUUAUUAUCUUGCGCUUGAGAAGCACGCGUGAUCAGCCUAGUUUUACAAAUGAGCGAAUGUUGGAAGAAAAAAAGAAUUAAACGAAUGAUAAAAUAAAAUUUAUACGAUAUGGAUAUCGAGUGACACGAAGUCGAAUGUUUCCUGAAAGUUUCCAAAAUUUGCUACAUCCUGUCGAUUAAAAUGUACCACGAAAGGUGAGUGAAUUUCUGUCACAUUGGUAAAGAAAUUUUCUAAAGAAAAAAACUGAUGAUUCUAUUCGACAGAAGAUUCGUGUCCAUCGUCGCCUUUCUCACGAUAUUUGGGACCGGAACAUCGCUGGGGAUGCGAUACGAGCUGAAAUACUUCGACAGCAACCCUGGUGUCUACUUCGAGUACGUGGGGACCUUGAGCACCUACAACAGCAAAUGGAAUCUGAUAACCCAUUCCAGCAUACUUUCAUUUUUCGAAAGACAAGAAUUUCUCGAAAAUUAUUACGAAGCUGCGUCAACUGCAUGUUCAAUUUCAGGGGUUGAUAGAAGCCAGGAUUAUUCCGAAUGUAAAAAAUUACUGAACCAAGUUCGGCAGGAACUGGACGAAAUCCAACUGAAAUUUGAACACCUAGCCGGAAUCGCGGGGAACGUUACUAUCCUAAAAGAUCACGGGAAAUUUUUGAACGUCACGAACCUGCAAUCCUUCAGAAAACUUUUCGGGAACUUGGAUUCCACCGAUGCUGAAUAUUACGACACGCAGAUUCGCGGUCAUCACAACCCCAUCGAAUUGGCUGCGAUGAAACAGACGAAUGUUCGUCGAACGAGUUUGACGAAUCUUAAAAAUUCAGUUUACGAUUUUAGAAUUCAUGAGACGCUUUUGAAACUCGGGAUCACCCGUUUGCAAAAGGAUCACGGAAUCGGCUAUCCAGCUUUACGAGAGGAUUUCGAUAAACUUAUUCCAAUUUUUACUUCGCUAGCAAAUGACCUGGGAAACGAUAUCAACGGUGUGAUCGAGUAUCUGGUUUACAUUAAAAAGGGCGCGCUUCAUCCCAGCGUUCUUUCGCCAGCUGAACUAAUAAAACUUCUGAAACCACAAGUCGGAUAUCUGUCGCCCGGUUCAAAUUUUCCCGUUGACUUGCUACCGGAAAAUGCGAAUUUAUUGACCAGAUUCGUCGAAUUCAAAGCUUAUUACGUCAAUUACGAGAUUGUGACGAUAGUCGAGAUACCGAUUUUGGAAAAGCAGGUUUACGUUUUACAAAGAACGAUACCUUUACCUGCCAAAGUGGACACUAAUCUUUACGGCUACGUCGACAUGGCGAAAAAUUUGACAGCGAUCGACGUCGACUUCAAAACUUAUCUAGACGUGACCGAAGAAGACCUCGAACAAUGUAAGAAGGUCAACGAUCGUUACGUGUGCAGAAAAAAUUACCCCAUGAAUUUUCUCCAUUCCCACGAUUCUUGCGAAAUAAAAUUGCGUUGCAGGCCGAAUCACCUUCCGGAAAAUUGCAAGGUCAGGUACGUUCAUUUGACGAAGACGUUGUACAUGGAUUUGGAGGACGAGGGUAGGUGGCUCUUCGUCGCGCCGAACGAAGAGGAAGUCCGAAUAACCUGCGCGAACGAAAGAGAACAUUUUGUGACACUGAAAGAUUCGGGAAUAAUUUCAAUCGACGGCAAGUGCAAGCUUUCUUCGGAUCAGCUUGUGCUCGAGAGUAAAAAUUCAACGAUAACGGAAGGUCAUCGCGGUUAUCUUCCACCCUUCGAUCUGUUCUUGGGAGAGAAAGAAAAAAGCGCUUUGAUCGAAUUCGAAAAAUUGUACGCUUCCGAUUUGCAGCCAGUGAGGAUAACUGCUUCUGAGGAUUUGGAUAAAAUAAGUUUCCAAUUGGUCGAACUUGAAGAAGACCUUCAAAAAAUUGCUGAUCAACGUCAUUCCAGGUUACAUUUCGAACACUCGAUUGCUCGAAUAAUUCUGUGGGUCAUGGGAACGAUUAUCAUAUCGGUGGUCCUGGUGUAUCUGGUAUAUAGGAUUCUAACGCUUUGGAGAUGUUACUUGAAAAUCAGUAGCUGCGGAGAACGUAAAAGUCCAGCUUCAUGAGAUGGAAUCCAAAAUAACCGCUAUGGGAACUCGAGUACAAUGGUUGUUGGAAAAUGAAAUCCGUCUAUUCCGAGGUGUUGGAAAUAUAAAAAAAUCACUGUCCCCGCAUUCGUCUCUCUUCAUUUUCCCCGUAACGUAUCUAGAACAUUUGAAAUCAUUCGAUCGCGAAUACGGCGAUUCUAGAACGAAUCGCAAGUACCAAAUGUGGUGCAAAUUUUCCGAAGAAAAGCCUCGAAGCCCAUAAGGAACUGGGAUUUCCUCCAAGUCGUAUGGAUCUCGAAACACGAAACCGCGCAGACUGUUCGUCGUUCGCAUUUCUCACUGCGAUUUCCCAGUAAAAGAUCAACAUCAUAAUUACGCAGAAUCUGUAACCAGCAAUGACCUAAUGCAGUAAAAACAUAGCGUAGUUAUUUAUUUAUUUCAUUAUAAUUAUUAUUUAUUUUUUCUUCCA